AUGGCGCGUUCAAAGUCGUCCAGUGAGAGUCUACCAUCGACAUCUUCACCCACCGAAAAACCUCCGGUCGUUCCUAACGAGCAAGCUGCGCCCAGUCCGGAAGUCGUUGUCAACAGCAACGAGAAGGACGUCGAAGCCGCACCACCAGCACCGCCACCAAACUUCCUUGGCAAUGUACCGGACGGUGGCCUCCAAGCAUGGCUUCAAGUCGCAGCUGGAUGGAGUCUCUUCUUCAACACAUGGUUCGCAUCGUGCUUCAAUCGCUUUCGUAAUCGAGCUAACAACUCCGGCGUUAGGGGAAUUCUCAACACUGCUAGUCUACCCGCCCUUGGCGAUNNCAAUUCGCUUAACUGA
Aureobasidium musti is the source of this 354-nucleotide messenger RNA. NCBI's taxonomy places the organism in Eukaryota, Fungi, Ascomycota, Dothideomycetes, Dothideales, Saccotheciaceae. The record is from the annotation of a GenBank genome assembly.